Clunio marinus is the source of this 451-nucleotide messenger RNA. The record is from the annotation of a GenBank genome assembly. Lineage: Eukaryota; Metazoa; Arthropoda; Insecta; Diptera; Chironomidae.
UCACCGCCAUGGUGUUGCCCACAAUUUUCACGUUCGCCAAGGUGCCCAAAGUGGUGUUAUCUCUCCCACAUCAACGUCUUCUCAGCACAGUAGUACGACAUUAAGAAUGCCACCGCCUACAUCUGGCGGAAUUAAUGAGCCACAAGAAUGCCCUUACUGUAGGCGAACAUUCUCUUGCUAUUAUUCACUUAAACGACACUUCCAAGACAAGCACGAACAGUCUGAUACUCUUUACGUGUGUGAGUUUUGUCAUCGACGAUAUCGCACAAAAAAUUCACUGACAACGCAUAAAAGCUUACAGCAUCGUGGCUCAAGUGGCAUGCUUAAGCGCUUACUAAAAACAUCAGCGAUAAAGAAUGUCCUCGGUCCACAUGUGCCACAACAUUCACGGCCUCAUUUGUUUGAUUUCGCUGCUGAGUUGGGACAACCACCACCGGGUAUCCCACAAUAA